AUGUCAACUGUAUCCGCCCCUCCAGCUCAAGUUGAUCACCACCAGUUCUGGGCCGAUCCAAUCCUUUGCGAGGAAACGCGAGCCAGAUUGCAGCAUUUCCGCAGUCUCGGAUGGCUCCCUCCAAACUUCAAGCCAAGAACGCUGAUAGGAAUCGCCGUGGUCGAACGGUACUGGCGGAAAUAUUGCAUUCAAUCGAACCAUGACUACGUGGACUAUCUUCUGCUGGAAGACCAAGCGAUUUACAUGAACUUUUUCGACUGGAUGUUUAAGACAUCACGAAAGAAAGCACUUCAAUCGUACGACGAAUACUGGCGCCGCCUUUGUCAAUACUUCGAGCUAUUCGCCCGCCGCAGUGUUAAUGACGAUGUUCAUAAACAGAUGCGACGCUUUCUCAAUGGCAAAUUCCCGGCUGAGCGGAAAAUUUCCAGACGAACGAAGGAUAAGAAUACUCUAGAUGUGGACGUCUUUUGUGUGAUCUAUCGGCAUCACUGGGUACAUUCGCGGUUUUUUCGUCAUGGAAGUAUGAUUGUCCAAUUUGCUACCAUCCAACUCUGGUCAGCCAUUACCGGGACCCGACCUAGCGUCUUGCUUCCACAGAACACCUCUCUACCUGACGACUCCUCUCUGAGCAAGCGCAAACAAAAUCCCACUUUUCAGAGUGAUCUUCCGAAGCACAUCCCCGUAACAGACCUUCCGGACUCGGUCUGCUACCGCGACAUUGAACUCUUCUACCUGCGCGACCCUCAGAACAAACGUGACGUUCUCUGUGCGGUGAUAGAGUUUCGUAACUUAAAAGGUCGGCCGGAAGGUGCUGAUGGAACCAAAUUUUUCAUGCACGGUGAUUAUCAACUGGCAUAUUGUCCGAUCACUCAAAUCAUUUCUUUCGCUUUUCGAGAUGGAGCGUUUGUUAAUACCGAACUAACACCGGAGCUCAUUUGGCGGCUCCGAGUUCCAAAGCGCAGUUCCUCACUUCCGCUCCGCUGGAAGCCCGAGGUUCUUAACACGCCCCUCCUUCGGCGGCUUGAUCGCACAACGUAUGGCUAUAAGCUUCAUCCGUCGUUGCCGAUGACUUAUGAGUCAAGUCGACGGGCACUUAAGGAAUUAGGUCGAGAUGCUCGAUUCGAAGACGAUAUCGGACAUUACAAUUUUCGUCGUUGGGCCGCAAAUGAAGUCAAUCGGAAUUUCACUAGCCAGGAACGGCAGAGGGUGCUUGGUCAGUCGGGUGACGCGGUUUUCGAAAAACAUUACCAGUCACAAUUCAUUGCACGCGAUCUCCAACAUGUUGUUCUCCUCCGACCACCCCAGGAGGGUUUAUUGCGCUUCGCUAGCAGUAUGCUCAGAAAGAGGGAUCCGUUAGCGCCGUCCGAGCUUACCGAUACACAUAAACGUGCUAUUUGCCGUCAUCCGGAAAUCCUGGACUUGAAACGAGAGAAGAGAGAGCUUAUGGCGGAGAUGCGAUCUUUGGCCGGUACCGUAAAGAAUGCCCGAGAUUCCUUUCCACGCCUUUAUCAAAGGCACGAAGCUAUCAGCAGAGAAAUGGCCAAACUUCGCAAAGCCUUGGCAACCAAUACUCGAGAAACAGCCAGAAAGGACUAUUUCCGUAACGCGCCUAUACUCGAGGUCGACCGACAGAUCAAGCAGCUUCUUGGCGAGCCUGACAUUGAAACAUGCGGGGGGGGACAGUUCUGA
Molecule: messenger RNA, 1689 nt
Organism: Penicillium cinerascens
Lineage: Eukaryota; Fungi; Ascomycota; Eurotiomycetes; Eurotiales; Aspergillaceae
Exons: 5
Coding region: 1-1689 (562 amino acids)
Source: RefSeq, a predicted model, not a curated record